CGGCAGCGUAGCUCACACCUUCCCUGUUCCGCGCAGUGACAGCUGAGCUUCCCCUUCCGGCAGCUGCUGCGGAGGCGACCGCGGCCUUUCUUCUGCGCGUAUCUGCCGACUAUCAUUUUUUCUUCUUUCCGCGGUCGCUCCCUGCUGGCCUGCAGUGCUGACCAUGGGAGCUGGAAGCGCUUGGCAUCUCCUGCUCCUCUGUGCGGCGGUUGUUGUACUUGGUCAGACUUUGGAUACAGAUGUUGUAGAAGAGUUAGAUGAAUCAUUUAAAGACAAUCGGAAAAAUAGCAUUUGGCUUGUAGAUGUCAGGGGAUAAGUUUAAAUCUUAUGGCAUGGAAGGGCUUCGGACAAUUUAUUAUGGCUCUUCAACAGGUGGACCUGGCCCAGACCCCAGCCAGCUGGUGGCAGAAAAGUUCUAUGCGCCAUGGUGUGCACACUGCAGAAGAUUGGAACCAGUUUGGAAUGAAGUUGGUUUAGAGAUGAAAAGGCUUCGGUCUCCAGUUAAAGUUGGAAAAAUGGAUGCUACUUCCUAUACUAGCAUUGCUUCAGAAUUUGGAGUUAGAGGAUAUCCAACGAUUAAGCUAUUAAAAAAUGACCUGGCAUAUAACUACCGAGGGCCUAGAACUAGAGAUGAUAUCAUUGAGUUUGCUCAUAGAGUAUCUGGGGCACUAAUCCGUCCACUUCCAAGUCAACAGAUGUUUGAACAUGUAAAGAAGAGGCAUCGUGUACUGUUUCUUUAUGUUGGAGGAGAGUCACCUUUAAAGGAGAAAUACAUAGAAGUAGCUUCAGAAUUAAUUGUUUAUACCUACUUCUUUUCGGCCUCAGAAGAAGUUAUACCUAAGUAUGUAACCCUGAAUGAGAUGCCUGCUGUGCUUGUUUUUAAAGAUGAAACUUACUUUGUAUAUGAUGAAUAUGAAGAUGGAGAUCUUAAAUCAUGGGUCAACAGAGAGAGAUUUCAGAAUUAUCUUACUGUGGAUGGCUUCACCCUCUAUGAACUAACAGACACAGGAAAACUUAUUGUCAUAGCAGUUAUUGAUGGGAAAAAUGGAACAAUUGAGCAUACCAGAUUAAAGGAAGUUAUUCAGGAAAUAGCUAAAGAUUAUAGAGAUCGUUUUCGCAGGAGAGAUUUUCAAUUUGGACACAUAGAUGGAAGUGACUAUGUAAACAACCUGCUCAUGGAUGAAUUGAGUAUUCCCACUGUAGUUGCAAUAAAUACUUCAAACCAUCAAUAUUUUCUGCCAACUAGACAUAUUGAGAGUACUGAGGAUGUGAUGCAAUUCAUCAGUGAUAUUUUGGAUGGCACAAUAGAAGCUCGAGGUGGUGAUGGAAUUUUGCAAAGAUUGAAAAGAAUAUGUUAUGAUGUCAGGACUACUGUUGUGUCUGUAUUUAGAAGCUCACCAUUUUUGGGUUGUUUUCUCUUUGGCCUGCCACUGGGUGUCAUCAGCAUCAUGUGUUAUGGAAUCUACACUGCUGACACAGAUGGAGCUUAUACAGAAGAGCGAAUUGAAGUUUCUAAAAGGGAAACUGAAAGUAUAGAUACAAGAGAAGAAAGCAAUGAGGAGGAAAAAAAGGAAGAAAACAGUGAGAAUUCUCUAGUACUUUCAGAUGCAGAGCAAGAACCCAAAGAUAUAUUGGAAAAGAAAAAUGACUGAAUCUUCUAUGAUUUAGGUUAUUUGAUAGGAUUUCUAAUUAAAAACAAAAACAAAACAACAACGUUAUUUAUUGAAUUUAGCCAUUUAAUCAUGAUCUUUGCUGAGGAAAACAUCUGAUGUAUUUUGCUUGUAUAGAUUCCAUGGACUAAAAAAUCUUCCCAUAUUUUUGGGAAAAGGUGGGUCAUGUGGAUUUUAAAAUGUUCUUUUUUUUUUUUUUAAGAAGUUUUCAAAGUUUACUAUUGAUAAACAGCAUAAUAAGAAAUUAAAUCAAUUUGUAUAUUCCUUUAUCUGUAUAUUAUCUAACAAAGUUGAGGUUCUGGGGCAGAAUAUUUCCAUCUGUCAAUAAGAUAGAAGAUCUGUUUUCAUUUAGAACAAUAAUAACACUCCCAAUUACAUUUUUGAAAAAAUUAAAAGUAGGUGUUUAUCCUGGCCAUUUCAAAGACAGGCACUUUGAAUGUGUUAAGACUUGUAAUGAUUUCUCCGACAUAUAACAAUUCAUAUUAUUCAGAUUUUGGUAGAUAAAAAGAAUUUGACCUUAUGUAGCAUAGCAGUUUUAUUUCAGUGAUUGAAAGGAGAAUAAAUUUUUCGUUUACAUUCUCAUGAAACUUAUGUAUAGAUCACCCCAAAUCCCAAAUCAGCAAUGGUAUGCUUGUUUCUAUGUCUUAAGUGAAAUUAUUUAAAGAAAUAUUUUUAAACCAGUCAAAAUUGUUAGAUUUGCAGUUAAUCCACAGAAAUACACACUUUUAUUGCAUAGGCUUUAUUUAGGUAACGUUGCUUUUAAAAGUUGUUGGCAUAAAUUUAUUAAGACAAGUUAUGUAACAUGUUAUAAAACAAAAACUCUUAUAAAAGGAUCUAUAUUAAGGUCAUCUUCUACACAUCUCUCCAUUGACCCUAUCCUUUCAUUUUGUACCCUUAUUUAAAUAUUGUGCUAAAUCAAUACAGAGGUAAUAUCUACAAAUUUUAUUUUUUCAUGCCAUUGUAUUUAUUUUAGUUUGAGUUUACAUUUGAUCAUUUUAGCUACCAUUUGAGCAGUAAGCUAUUUAUGGUUUGUGAACUUAAUUGUCACAAAAUCAAGUUAGCUCAUAUAAUGUAUUUUUCUUAAAUAGUUAUAAAAGUGAUUUCUGAUUCAAGCCCAGGAUACUGAAAGUGUGAGUUAUCUUAUUUUCUGUUCCCAAGAAGCAAACCUUUGAUUAGCACUAAUGUCAUGAGGAUCACCAUAGAAACUAAACAAACUUGAUUUUACAAGUACUGUGACAAUAUUAAUAUGGAUUUCAUUGUGAUCCCUUAGGCUUAUGAUUUUUAAUGACUCUUAUUGCAGCUCUCAUUCUUUAAAUAUAUGCCAGCCUCAUUACUCUUUAUAAUAAAACAAAUAUGCCGUGGCACUAAAUAAUGUUUCUAAAUGAAACUUAACUAAUUUUUUUUUUUUACAUAGUAUACUAUCUAUAAUUUAUUAACAGAUUUCAUCCCCAGUAGUAUUUAUUCAUUCUCUCUUUUGGAUGUUAAUGUUAACUUUCAUAUUAUAUAAUAGUUGAAUUUAUGUGAUCACAAAGCAGUUUUUAAAAAUUACCAAUGCCUCUGUUGAGAGUCAAUCUAAGGUAUGAAUGCUAAAAAUCAUGGAUAUUAGGAAAUUAUAAUCAUGUUUGAUCAUGUAUCUUUCUCAGAUUUAGUCAGCAUUAUUUUGGACCUUGAAAAUUAAAUAAUCCAUCUAUAAUCUCAGCCUAAAAUGAGUGACCUCAGGAAAAAUUAUACUUAUUUUGUAUAUAGAGAAUAUUGUAAGUGUUCUUAAUAGAUACUCUGAAGAUUCAUCUUUAUGAUUUAGUGAUUUGAUUUUAUUUCAUUUCUUUCCCCCAAUUGUUUGUCCUGCUUUCCAUUUUCAUUUUAAAAUUUGUGCAUCAGAGAAACUUUCACCUUAGUAAUUUUAGGAAUAGAAGAUGACUCCAUUAUCUUUUUUAAAAAUUGUCUUGUUGAGACAUCAGAGUAGCAAAUUUUUUAAAAUGUAUUUUAUCUGCCAACUCAUUUAAUAUAAUUCUGGUUUAUUUAUUACUAUUCUUUUUCUCCAUAGUCUCUUUGCCCUGGAAAAUUUUUAGCAAAAUUAUUAUGUGGUCUGAAAAAAUAUUUAAAAAUCAAACUCAUUGCUUGUUUAUUUUUUAGAAGAACUAGUUACCAAUGGUUCCUGGGUUUAUAUCAUGUUUAAAAUGAAAUAACUACAAUAUGAAAAAUGUGGCAAUUUUGAUUUCUGCUUUUAUUUUAAUUUAGGGUUUUGAUGGAUUUAUUUUGUUUUGUUUUUUUACUCAAGCAUAAUUUUGAGUAAUUCCAUAUGGAAUUCAGAAAGAUUGCAGAUUCCUGCUUGCUAGUAUUGGUGCCUAGAUAAUAUUUAAAAUGAGAGGUUUUUCAACAUUUUCAAAGAGAAAUUGGGUUAAUGGUUUUCUCAGCCUGUCUAUAUGUCUCUCUCCAAAUUCUCUUUCACAUUAUUUCUUACUGUAACUAAUAUAGCCUAAAACUUUCUAAGGGAGUUUUCUGAAGAGUUUUUGUCUCAGAGGUUCUAUAUUCUCUCUAACAGACAGUGCUUGCUGGCCCCUGCUGUGGAAAUAAUAUACCAAAUAUCUGGUAGGCUGUCCAGCCUAAGUUUGCAGAAAGGCACAUGUCUAACUCAGGUACAGAUGAGUUGUUCAAAUAACCAGCUAUGCUGUUUUGUUUUUUUUUUUUAAAUAACAAUUUAAAUGCAGUCACAUUCUUACCAGUAGUUCAUCCCAAAAAUACAUUUUUCCUGGGAUGAAGAGCAAAAAAAUCACAUACCUAUUCUUAAUAUCUUGAUAUUGUUAUAAUAAAUUAGUUUGCAAAAUGACAGAUUUGUGACUUAAUUUGUGAGAUUCGUUUUGGUUUAUUUUUAUAUAUAUAUAUUUUUUUUUCCUGAAAGAAAUUAGAUGUCUGAGUCCAAGAGAAGGCAAAAAAUACUUUUCUAUUACUUUACCUUGGACUAAUUCUGUAAGGGUUUCUGAAAAUCUAACAUACUGAAUUUACGAUAUGCUGCCUUACGGUACUGCGUGUAAACUUUGUUUUUCUACAAUAAAUCAAUAAAAAAAUUUA
Messenger RNA from Sarcophilus harrisii (Tasmanian devil), 4739 nucleotides. It is a transcript of the gene TMX3, whose product is annotated as thioredoxin related transmembrane protein 3. Gene Ontology annotation, cellular component: endoplasmic reticulum. Gene Ontology annotation, molecular function: protein disulfide isomerase activity. Gene Ontology annotation, biological process: peptidyl-cysteine oxidation. The record is from RefSeq and is a predicted model, not a curated record. The coding region runs from base 303 to 1652 and encodes 449 amino acids. The transcript is spliced from 17 exons. Lineage: Eukaryota; Metazoa; Chordata; Mammalia; Dasyuromorphia; Dasyuridae.